CUCCUGAGACCUAUAUCAGCCCUAGGUGGAUGAGACCGAACCUACACAUGGUAUCAGAGUCGUCGGUUCAGAUCCUCAACCUGUACUAGUAGCCAGUAAGUAGUAUGCGAAAGCACCUUUCUGUAAUCCAAACCAGCAUAGAGCUCGUCGGUAGAAGAAACUGGCCAGUCUUCUGUUGCUGGUGUUGCUAGUGCUCUGGGGGGAGCAGGAGGGUGCUCCCCUAGCAACCACCCCCGGUUGUAUAUGCUUCCCUCUCUCUCUCUCUCUCUCUCUCUCUCUCCUCCUUCUUUCUCUUCUUUUCUCUCCUCAACACCAUAUGGUCGUUUGAUGCUAGUAUCCUGACUUCUGUCUGCAUACGUUUUCAAACCUCUUUGGCGUUCUAGCUUUCUUGCUGCUUUCUCUGCUAUUUUCUGACUUCACAUCUAUCUUUCCUCUCACUCCGAAUCCUCCCCUCAUUCUUCUUUUCUCGUUUUAAUUUUGACCAGGAUACAAGAUGGUUCAUCUGUCUGUGCCUGGGUUUCUUUCUGUGACCGGGCAGACAACCCGGUUCACGACACAGUCUUCUUCUCUUUCUUUCCCCCAUCGCUCCGUUUUGUCAGACUUGUCCCUGCGAACUAAGGUUCGUUCUUUUGCUGGGUUGCAGAAAGGUUCGCGUCUUCCGGUCCGCUCUGUUGUGACUGUGAAUUCGGCUGCCACUGCUCCUAUUCCCCCAUCUGUUCCCACAUCCAAGGGCAAUGUUUCCCAUCUUGAGGAAAGAAGGGCAGCUCGACAGGCUCGCUCUCGGCCCUGGAUCCAUGAUGGGUCGAAGAGUGUCAAUCAGUCCUGUAAGGGACACCUGUCGAUAUCCCAUACUGUCCCAAAGACCAUCCCCAAACCAAUCCCAAAACAUGUGCCCAAGCCAAUUCCAAAGUCAGCCCCAGUCCCUCUUCCCAUCACACGCACGGCGAUUCCAGCUGCGAGGCAAACCGAGAUUCGACAAGCGAUUGCACUAAUCGGCAAAACUCUAGCCAAGCCUGUUCCGAGGUGCCUCAAGGACGAGCCGGUGAGGAAGCGCGUUCGCUUUGGAGAAACCACGGUGAUCCCCGUAUCUCGCUGGAUCGUGCGACGAAAGCACAUUUUCCCCUUCCCGUCCUUCUUUGGACAUCUGCAAGGAUGGUAUCUCAAACCUCUCCCAGAGCCAGAUGCAGAUGGGCUUGAGGUGGCGUAUAAGUCAACAUUUGGUUCCGAUGACUAUAUCAUGCUUGUUUCGACGCAUGCCUCGGAGGACUGCGAACGAGGGGCUGAAUGUUCAUGGAACACUCUAGCUCGCAUUCAGGCGAGACAUCCCAUGUGGAGCCCGCCCCGAGUGUUCAAGCACUGGCUCAGGAAACGAGAGAAGAUGAGGAAACAGGGCAUUUUUGUCCUGUGAAUCGUCAUGUCUGUUUCUUUCAGAGGUCUUGCUUUGCGAGUGAAACUCUCCUGUUGCCCCCUGGCUUGUUCAUUUUCAUGUUUUCAUGCUUUCUUCAUUCUGUUCUCGCUAUCUCUGGUCUUCAGAUGAAAGACCCUCCAGGUUCUGCUGAUAUUUUAUAGAUCGGGGUAAUGUUGUCCUGCUGUGAUAUUGGUGGCCUAGACACGCCAACUUCAAGGUGAGAGAAGCUCUCCUGUACGCAGGGUUCAAGUCGUAGUCCCUUGCCUGGACAUUACCAACCCAGCGCUG
Molecule: messenger RNA, 1696 nt
Organism: Aspergillus steynii IBT 23096
Lineage: Eukaryota; Fungi; Ascomycota; Eurotiomycetes; Eurotiales; Aspergillaceae
Exons: 2
Coding region: 494-1408 (304 amino acids)
Source: RefSeq, a predicted model, not a curated record